AUGGUCUCUUUGCGGGCUUAUAUGAAUCCCAUAGCUAUGGCCAGAGCGCGAGGUCCUGCCCAAAAUUCGGGACCAACAAUACAAGACUACUUGAACAGGCCAAGACCAACAUGGGAAGAAGUGAAAGAGCAACUGGAAAAGAAAAAGAAAGGAUCCAGGGCUUUGGCUGAGUUUGAAGAAAAGAUGAAUGAGAAUUGGAAGAAAGAACUGGAAAAACACAGGGAGAAAUUACUGGGUGGAAACGAGAGUUCCUCCAAAAAGAAAGAGUUGUCUUCAUCUUCCUCUUCUUCAUCAAGCUCUGAUUCUUCCAGCAGUUCAUCUGAUUCAGAAGAUGAGGAUAAAAAGCAAGGAAAGAAAAGAAGGAAAAAGAAGUACCGUUCCUCACGGAAAUCUUCAGCGAGCUCAACUUCUGAAUCUGAGUCAGACAGCAAGGACAGCACAAAAAAGAAGAGAUCAAAGGAAGAUUAUGAAAAAGAGAAG
Balearica regulorum gibbericeps (East African grey crowned-crane) is the source of this 480-nucleotide messenger RNA. Lineage: Eukaryota; Metazoa; Chordata; Aves; Gruiformes; Gruidae. The record is from RefSeq and is a predicted model, not a curated record.